Messenger RNA from Tigriopus californicus, 5273 nucleotides. Its product is annotated as chaoptin-like. The record is from RefSeq and is a predicted model, not a curated record. The transcript has 8 exons. The coding region runs from base 1017 to 5117 and encodes 1366 amino acids. Gene Ontology annotation, cellular component: extracellular matrix. Gene Ontology annotation, molecular function: protein binding. NCBI's taxonomy places the organism in Eukaryota, Metazoa, Arthropoda, Copepoda, Harpacticoida, Harpacticidae.
UGAAAUGGGAUUCCGUCUCCAUUGAUACAUUACAGCUUUUGCCCCAUGCCACUCUUUCCAAAGAAUCUCCAAGAGCAGCAAAGACCAAGGGGGUUGACUUUUUCAGUUCCAUGACGGACUUUUCUUUCUCAUUUUUCCUACUUUUUGUCAUCUUAAGUUGGGAUUAAACUCCCCUGAUCCGGGGAGUUUACGAACGAAAAGAAAGAAAGAAAGAGAAAGAAGACCAAGUUCCUUCAAGGACUUUGUUCUACUCACUCGAAAAAAAACGAGGUUCUGAUCGGAAGAAGCUCUUAAACCAUUCCAUUCUCACGGGCAACCUUUCAAAACUUCCUCUUGACCUUGGUCACACUGUGAGAAAUGGCCUCUGUCAAAUCUGGACUAGAAUGACUCUUAAGCUCCGAUGCUUGUGAAGACAAGUCAAGAAAAUAGUGCAAAUUUGUAAGUGAUUGGCCUGCUUAGUUUUCGUAGAUCCUCGAGUAUUCGCCUGAGUUGGUCUGGGAUCAAGUACGUACUCGGUACGAGAUGUAACGAAUGAUCGCAAGCUGCGAAGACUGACAAGAACAACGAUCUUGACUAGGUACGACAUACCUAUUGAGCAGCUCGGGCGACAAGGCCAAGUCAAUCGCUUUCCCACCUCAUUCAGGCGUCGAGCGUUGUUCCAUGUUCCAUCGCUGAGGCUCAAAGAGUCAGUCGGAAUUGGAACGCUUUUCGGAAGGAUUCGAAAGGGUGAAUUUAGAGCACAGACAACGCUGUCGCUCUCCCUCUCUUUCCCUUGAGUGUUGGGGACGGGAUGAGAAUAAGUGAGGUGAUAAAAUGGACACAAUUUAUUUGGCCCACAGACACGUGAACUUGUGUCCAUGAACUAAGUGACCUAGACUGUGGAUUGAAUCGUGAGCUUGAAUCCAUCCGGAGAUUUGGGCCCAGAAUGAAGAUUGGCCAACAAUCAUGAGAUUAAUGUUGCUAAAAAGGGGCCCACGCCGCUGAUCUAGAGACUAAUUGGCCUGUGACAUGUGUUUAUGAAGAAUGUUCCGAUGGCGCUGUCACACUUCGCAUUCUUCUUCAAUUUUCUGCCCUGUUCUCCUUCCGGUUCCACUUUCCUGGCACCACGUUUGGGCUUGGUCACCUUGGUUCUGCUCCUCCUUGUUCCCCACCAAGGACAAACAACUACUCAUUGCCCAUUCAAUCAGCUCUGCACUUGCAAGUAUGCGCCCAAAGAUCAACAAAUACAGCGUGGCCAGACCAGGGACUCAAGGCCAGACCAAUAUGACCAAAAUCGCCCGGAAACAAGUACUCAGACCAGCUUCCAGGGUCAAUUUGGAACCAUCACCACGGCAGGUUAUGGGGAACCAAUAUACAAUGGAAGCUUCAACGGGAGAGCAUCCAGGCUCAAACCAGCACAUAACACGCAGAAUAUCAGGGAUGUCAGUUGUAUUGGUGUGCCGUUUUACCGUGUUCCAGACUUCCCCGUGCCUUACAUCAUCCACUUGGACAUGGUUGAGUCAGGGCUGGAGGUCCUCGAGGCCAAUGUCAUGUCCACGGCCUCAACUAUCGAGUCUGCGCGGUUCAUGAACAAUCGAAUAAGUCAUAUCGAUGACAAUGCAUUUAGAGCUCACUUCUCGUCCUCUCUGAAGUCUCUCGAUUUAAGCUACAACUCUCUUAGCACAUUUCCAUUGGAGGCUUUGUCCAGGUUGAAGGCUCUGGAUUGGCUCAACCUACACAAUAACGAAAUCUCCGAGAUCUCAAUCCCGCCCGGGUCGUACAGCUCGUAUUCCAAUCUGAAGGCGAGCUUGAGUACGCUGUUUCUCGGAAAUAAUGAUUUUAUCGAAGUUCCCGCCAACUUUUUCACCGACUUCAAGCGACUCUUGUGGUUGAACUUUGAUGAUAACCACUUGCGGACGAUCCCUCCGCACGUGCUCCCAGCCUCACUGCUCACCUUGAGUUUGGCCAAUAACCUCAUUUCCAAGUUUCCAUUUGAGUCCGUGAACCACUUGCCUUCCUUGACGUGGUUCACCAUUCGAGGGAACCACAUCGAGGCCAUUCCCACAGAACCGUUCCAAUAUUUCAAAAGAUUGGACAAGUUGGAUAUGGGCGAGAAUUUUAUCACGGCCAUUCCGAUGAAUAUGUUCAACGGCACGCUGAAUGUCAAUGAUCUCAACCUGGACUACAACUACAUUGAGCGCAUCCGACGAGCCAAUUUCCGAACCAUCAACCCAAGACGGAUCUACUUGGGCAUGAAUCGGAUCUCCGAGAUUGAGCCAGACGCGUUUGCUGGCCUUGAAGGCACCUUGGAGUUGGUGGACCUCGAGGGCAACCGCCUCAACAACGUGUCAUGGGCCUUCGGAGAACUUCAGCAAUUGAGAUAUUUGUACUUGUCGAACAACAAUAUCUCUUCGUUAGCCCCCGACGUCAUGUCGAAGUUCUGUCACACCCUUCGCGCCCUGAGUGUCUCGGGGAACAUCUUGGACCGGUUUCCUCGUCAAAGUUUGGAGAACUGUCGCGAGUUGUCCCAUCUCAAUAUUGGCUACAAUAACAUCCGAGAGCUAUCCGUGGCCGAUUUCUCGCGUUGGGCCGACAAAUUAGACACUCUCAUCUUGCGCAGUAACCUUUUAUCGCACCUUGCGCCGCACAUUUUUCGUGGUUGUCCCCAUUUGAGAGAGCUCUCGCUCUCGUUCAACGCAUUUGUUCACAUUGAUGCGGAAGCCUUUCGUGAUAUUGGAACUUCUUUGGAAAGUCUUGAGAUCUCGUUUGGGUUGCGGACCAAAGUUUUCCCUGAAGCAGCCAUCAAACCCCUCCAAAAGUUAUUGUGGCUCUCCUUGGAUAACAAUGAAAUCGAGCAGAUUAGCGAGACCGCUCUCUACAACCAUGGCGAGUUGCAAUACCUGAACCUGGAAUCGAAUCGUCUCACCCGAUUGCCCAAAAAUCUCCUCCAUCAGAAUGUUCAUAAGCAGCUUUUGGACGUGAGGAUGUCUUACAAUCAUUUGGGGACCAUUGAGUCUGGGACAUUCUCAGCUCUACCCAGACUCCAAACGGUCGUACUCAGCGGAAACAAGAUCAAGUUCCUGGCCAACAACUCCUUCAGACAUCUCCCCAAUCUGGUCACUCUCAUCAUUUCCCACAACCAUAUCAAUACCAUCGAGGCCCAGGCCUUUGUCCAUUUGGACAAUCUACAAAAAUUGGAGCUCCAAUUCAACAAGCUCACGGAGUUCUCUCUGAACUCGUUCGAGAACUGCACCAAAUACCCCAUGCAUGCCAUGACCCUGAAUAUUUCGCAUAACCUCAUCCAAAGCCUUUCGCCCAUGAACAACGAUCGGGUCCCGUUCAUUGAAACCCUCGACUCGAGUCACAACCGCUUGGAAUCGGUGCCGCGGGCAUUUCUGGAAUUUCUCGCCCCAUCUCUACGCACGCUAGAUCUCAGUUAUAAUCAGCUGCCCGAAAUCGAACGGGUGGACUUCAAGCAGCUGGCCUUGCUUCAGGUGCUCAAAGUCUCGCACAACCAGAUCCUCGAUUUGGCCAAAACUGCAUUCCACAGCCUGACCGGACUCCAGAUCCUGGACCUGUCGAGCAAUCGAAUCGAAGUGCUGCAAUUCUCUCAGUUCAUGGGGUUGUCCGGUUUGCGCCGGAUUGACCUCUCCAACAAUCGGCUUCGGUCCCUGCCUCGGGAUGUAUUCCAGUCGACUGCCUUAGAAUCCGUGGACCUGUCAAUCAACGAGUUUGUGGCUAUGCCCACCUCGGCCCUAACGGAGGCCAGUGCCACCCUUCGACACCUCAAUUUGUCGUACAAUCGUAUUGAACACGUGGAUAGCACCAUGUUCUCGAACACACCUCACCUGAUAUCCUUGUCACUAGCUCACAACAAACUCACCAUUCUACCCGAUAACAUCUUUAUCGGCUUAGGAAGCCUCACCAAAUUAGACCUAUCGUACAAUCCGAUUCGAGCCAAUUACAAAGAAUUGUUCCACUAUGUCCAGCGCCUUAAGGAUCUGAGCUUGGCUCACGUGGACAUCCAGACCUUGCCGAUGUUUACUCUGCCUCAAUUGACGCGUCUGGACGUGAGUGCCAAUCGAAUGGAUGACCUUCCCUACUCGAACAGCGAGGGCUUACCUCAACUUCGUCAUUUGAACGUGUCUCGCAACCAGUUCACGCACCUGCCUUCUCACGCCUGGCAUUAUUUACCUCAACUCAAAUCUUUGGAUGUGUCUUGGAAUCCGUUGCGGGUGUUGACCAAGGAAAGUUUCUAUGGACUGCUUCGCCUUCAAGACCUCACCGUGCAGUAUCUACCUGACCUCCUUCGCUUCGAUGCCGACUCCCUGGCCCAGAUCAGUUACUUGAAACGAUUAAAUAUUCAGAGCUGGCCCUCCAUCGAGAAGUUCAAGUUUCGUCUGGGAUCGGUGGUUUCGGGCCUGCCGUCCCUUCGCAUGAUCUCGGCCCGCAUCCUCGAGCCCAGUGGCGUUUUGACCGAUCAAAUUUUGGGCGCAUUCGGGCCCAAGCUCAAGGAAUUGGAGAUUACUGGACCACUUAAGAGAUUGACUUUGGACGCGUUCGAAGGCAUCGAAAGUUACGAGCUACUCCUCACCAUCAGAGACACGGAACUGCACGAAUUACCCAAAGGGUUCCACUCCAUGUUCAAGAACGUGGUUCAUUUCUCGCUGGAUCUGCGGGACAAUAAAUUGGAGACCUUUGCACCCGAUGCUCUCUACCAGAACGGAUCGGCUUGGCAACGAACCGGCACACGAAUACUUCAAGGAGGCCUUGCCCUUCAAGGCAAUCCUUGGAAGUGCUCCUGCGAAAACGUGUGGUUGGGUGAGUGGCUGCGUCGAUGGAUGCGCGAGACUUUGCAAUUGCACACGAGCGUGGUGGAGAGGGGUCAAACUAUCCAAUCGAUUGUACGAUCCAUAUCUUGCUUGGAGCCCGACCAGCCCGACCAAAUGAGGUCUUUAGUGGAACUCGAUGACAAUGUCAAGUGCUACAAGGAGGCCGAAGUGAGCGCUUCAAGUGGAAUGAACAUUAAAUCCAGCUCCAUUCAGAGCAGAACUCUCACGUUGAUUGUUCUGGCCUCGUGGACCUCGUGGACCUCGCUGGUCCGGACUUUUUGGAUGGGUUGCAGGAUUGAUGGAUAAAAAGAGUCCGCCGGUUGGUAAUAAUCUGUGAUAUCCCUAUUAGAAAGAGUGCUCGGCAACAUGGCGGCUGCAGAAUGAUAAUCAGCAUCGUUUGGAUUAACAGUAAAUAUAACAAGGCCCUGGAGAGGAUGCUAUGCACUUCUUAUUCAUUUCAAA